Messenger RNA from Stegastes partitus (bicolor damselfish), 3474 nucleotides. It is a transcript of the gene klhl2, whose product is annotated as kelch-like family member 2. The record is from RefSeq and is a predicted model, not a curated record. Lineage: Eukaryota; Metazoa; Chordata; Actinopteri; Pomacentridae. Gene Ontology annotation, molecular function: protein binding. The transcript is spliced from 15 exons. Bases 147 to 1964 code for a protein of 605 amino acids.
UGUCACCGCAGUCGGGGCUGUGUAUUUAUAUGAGGCAGGCUGCUUUCAUGGGGCUGCCGUCAGCCCGUCUGCCCGCCUCUGGACAGAUGAUCACCGCGAUUCACGCCUGAAUUUAGCUCCAUCGUAGACGACACCGUGGAUAUGGAAUGGUGCAUGCCGCUGGGCCAAGUUUUCAGCCUCUGAACAACACCGGAAUCAUGGACAGUCAUCCGCUGUGCACUAGACUUUGUCCACAUGCUCUGGACAAAGAAGACGGAGUCGAGAGGCAAGGUCCCGUCACUCUGAACCCUCGGCACAUGAGGAAGGCGUUCAAAGUCAUGAACGAGCUGCGCAGCCAGAGCCUGUUGUGUGAUGUGACCAUAGUGGCAGAGGAUGUGGAGAUCGCCGCUCACAGAGUGGUUCUUGCAGCUGGAAGCCCUUACUUCCACGCCAUGUUUACAGGGGAGAUGGCAGAGAGCAGAGCGAAGCGAGUGAGGAUAAAGGAGAUGGACGGCUGGACUCUGGGCCUGCUGGUGGACUACAUCUACACAGCAGAGAUACAGGUCACAGAGGAUAAUGUGCAGGCGCUGUUGCCUGCUGCAGGACUGCUCCAGCUGAAUGAGGUGAAAAAGGCUUGUUGUGAGUUCCUGAGCUCUCAACUUCAUCCGUCCAACUGUCUGGGAAUACGAGCCUUCGCUGACCUACACGCCUGCUCUCAGCUCCUCGCACAGGCCAACAGCUACGCAGAGCAACAUUUCCCUGAGGUGGUUGGGAGUGAAGAGUUUCUCAAUCUGGGCAUGGAGCAAGUGUCCAGCCUGAUCGCCAGCGACAAGCUCACCAUCCCUACAGAGGAGAAGGUGUUUGAAGCGGUUAUAGCUUGGGUCAACCACGAUAAAGACGUCCGCCAGGAACACUUGGCUCACCUGAUGGAACACGUCCGCCUGCCGCUCCUCUCCAGAGAAUACCUGGUGCAGCGGGUGGAGGAGGAGUCUCUGAUUAAGAAUAGCAGCGCAUGUAAAGACUAUCUGAUUGAGGCCAUGAAGUACCACCUGCUGCCAGCUGAUCAGAGAGCUCUGAUGAAGACCGCACGCACACGCAUGAGGACUCCAGCCUGCUGUCCAAAGGUGAUGGUGGUGGUUGGAGGUCAGGCUCCCAAGGCCAUCCGGAGUGUUGAGUGUUAUGACUUUGAGGAGCAGCGGUGGUACCAGGUGGCUGAGCUCCCAACCAGGAGGUGCAGAGCAGGUGUGGUGUACGUGAGUGGGUGUGUGUAUGCGGUGGGCGGUUUCAACGGUUCUUUGCGCGUGCGGACGGUGGACUGCUACGACCCGAUGAUGGACCGAUGGACGAGCGUGAGCAGCAUGCAGGACCGCCGGUCGACGCUCGGGGCUGCUGUUCUCAAUGGACUCCUGUACGCUGUCGGAGGCUUUGAUGGCAGCACAGGUUUGUCCACAGUCGAGGCGUACAACGCUAAGACAGACGAGUGGUUCCAUGUGUUACCCAUGAGCACCCGACGCAGCAGUGUAGGAGUGGGUGUUGUCAAUGGGAUCCUGUAUGCUGUCGGAGGUUAUGACGGCGCUACCAGACAAUGUUUAAGUACAGUAGAAGCUUACAAUCCUAAAAGCAACACGUGGAGUUAUAUCGCAGAGAUGGGUACGAGACGCAGUGGAGCAGGUGUAGGUGUGUUAAAAGGUUUACUGUAUGCUGUGGGCGGGCACGAUGGCCCCCUGGUGAGGAAGAGCUGUGAAGUUUAUGAUCCAGCCUCCAACAGCUGGCGACAAGUAGCCGACAUGAACAUGUGUCGACGUAACGCAGGUGUUUGUGCCGUAAACAACUUACUGUACGUGGUGGGUGGAGACGAUGGCAGCUGCAAUUUGGCCUCGGUGGAGUUCUACAAUCCAAACUCUGACAAGUGGACGCUACUGCCGACCUGCAUGAGCACAGGCCGCAGUUAUGCAGGCGUGACUGUGAUUGACAAGCCCUUAUGACUGCUCUUGACACCUGCCACUGAUUCGGAGCAGAAUGUAUUCUCUUGCUGAAUACCGAUCUUGGAUCUGUCUAUGAUGCCAAUGCUUCAAUAUUGGGCAGUAUUGGCACAGGCACUGACGAAGAUGAAGAAAAAUGACAAGAUUGUUAUUGCUGAAGGUGAUGAUGAAGAUUUUUGCACUUACCUGAUCGGGGGAGCUGUAACAAACAAGGGGACAGAACCUGUGUUUCUCUCCCCUCGUGGCGGGACUGCAGCAGCGACUGGACACACCAGUUUGAAGCACCACUGUACCACUGCAGUGCCAUUGAAACGCUACUGAUAUGAAGCUACUAUAACUGCAAAGUUACUUUAACAUUAGUAAUGUUAACAUGAACCAACUCUGAGAGAGACCACUCAUCUAAUCUACGGGAGAGGAAGGCAGAGAAGGACCAUUUGGGACUGAAAUUAGUUUCUCCUUCGUUUUUAUCCUCCUGAGAAGUGUGUGUUUGUGUGUCUGUGUGUGCGUGCUGGCAUAUAAAGGUGCUCCGUUGCUUGUGAGCAUGUGUGUUUGUGUUUCAUCUGUGUGGCGGCGGCGCCCGGCUCGACGCCGCGUCAUCGCACUCUGUCUGACCUCUGACCUCUUACAGUGUUGCAGUGUGGCUGCUCAAGAGUGCCUGAAUGUCAUCCCCGCUUCCCUCCUCUACUCCUUUUGUUAUGCCUUGAGUACUGUUACUGGACAGAGGACAGCUGGACUCGGCUGCUGUUCUGGGAUAAAGAAAUACAUUUUGACUUCAGAUCGGUAUGACGGUUGCAUUAGCCCGCGUUAGUUCAGAAUAAUGACGCGAGAAGCGGUUUCAGAAACACGAUAAUGUACAUUUAUCUCUGAGAAAACAGACUCGUUGGGAUACUAACUCUUCUGGUGAGGGAGAAGCAUCAUUCACGUUGCCAAAAAAAACAGUGACAGACAGAGGGAGAAGCUGUUUGAGAUGAAAAACAGUUGGAUGUAUCAGUGCUUUACUGUCACCUGGCAGCCACACUUACUGUGGUUGUAUCCACUGAUGACAGCAGCAGCAGCAGCCUGAACUCAUUGCAUGGUCCCUGUCUCCAACCUGCUAUCCUUCAACAGUACCUUCCUCUCCUUUGGUGUAGCAACCCUGUUAACUACUGCACACCCUGACGUACUAUGAAUGUGCCAAUUUUAAUAUGUCUCUUCUUUUUCUGUCUCUCUUUAUUACGCUACUUUACUAAUCUGUUCUCUCUAUCUGGAAAGUGACCAAACCUACUCUUGAGUUUCUGUUUUUUCAGUCUCUUUCUCUUGCCUCUCCUACUAUAUUGAAACUUGCUAUAAUAGUAACUGGUAUCGCUGUUUCUUGUCAGUGUAUUGAGGAAUGUCAUGUAGGCUAAUGACUUUGAAAAUGUUUCAUUACUUGUUUUAUAUUAUCAUUAAUAAAUAUGCUUCUUGUAUUUAAAGCUGUGAAAUGAUAUAAUCCAUUUUUAAAACUUUGCCAAAUCAGUAAAACAUUGAAAUUGAA